AACAAUUUCUUUAAAAGGUAAAUAUACAUUUAUACGUGUAACUAAUUUCUUCGUAACAAUACGGUAUGCCCGUAUGACCAAAACUGAUCUGAGCCGGUCCAUUUCGGGGGUAUAUUCGGUUUCGGUUUGAAAUACCAGCCUUAGUUAGAAUGCAACUGUCCGUAGCUGAUCCUAGCUUAUGUUGUCAUAGUAGAAACAUCGAUUCCCCGACAAGACAAGCCCCAAGUUCCAUCUUCAGAACCAGAACCUUCUCGUAACCGAUUAUAAAAUCUCAAUUUCGAUCCUCAGCUUCUCUCUCUUGAGUCUUGAGCUUUCCCUCACCUCGAUCCUCUCUAUCAUCAGCCAAUGGCAUCGCAAGCUAGCCUUCUCCUCCAGAAACAACUCAAAGAUCUCUGUAAGCACCCUGUUGAUGGAUUCUCCGCCGGACUCGUCGACGAGAAGAAUAUAUUCGAGUGGAGCGUUACCAUUAUCGGACCUCCAGAUACUCUCUAUGAAGGAGGAUUCUUUAACGCUAUCAUGACCUUCCCGCAGAAUUAUCCUAAUAGCCCACCAAGCGUGCGGUUUAUUUCAGACAUGUGGCAUCCUAAUGUUUAUUCUGAUGGUCGUGUUUGCAUAUCUAUUCUUCACCCUCCUGGUGAUGAUCCAAGUGGUUAUGAGCUUGCUAGCGAGCGCUGGAUGCCUGUUCAUACUGUUGAAAGUAUUAUGUUGAGUAUUAUAUCUAUGCUCUCUGGUCCCAACGAUGAGUCUCCUGCAAACGUUGAAGCUGCUAAAGAGUGGCGAGAGAAGAGAGACGAGUUCAAGAAGAAAGUGAGCCGGUGUGUCAGAAAGUCUCAAGAAAUGUUGUGAUCAACUUCAGACUUCAAGUUUCAUCGAAGUUCUUCAAAUUCCCUAUCUGAAACUUUUCAAAAUUGUCCAGACACAACUUGUUAUAACCCGGUCUACAUCUUGCGUUUGAGAACCAGAGCGUUCUGAAAAGUGUUGUUCUUGAGAAACUGGCAAUCAUAAUGAUAAAUUUUAGUACUCUUUAAGAGAAUGCUUUAGUGUGAGGAAUGAUUUGCUCUCUUAUUUUGCCCUGUUGGCAGUU
Molecule: messenger RNA, 1084 nt
Organism: Brassica rapa (field mustard)
Lineage: Eukaryota; Viridiplantae; Streptophyta; Magnoliopsida; Brassicales; Brassicaceae
Product: ubiquitin-conjugating enzyme E2 7
Source: RefSeq, a predicted model, not a curated record